Molecule: messenger RNA, 4006 nt
Organism: Coregonus sp. 'balchen'
Lineage: Eukaryota; Metazoa; Chordata; Actinopteri; Salmoniformes; Salmonidae
Source: the annotation of a GenBank genome assembly
AAGCCCAGCCCAUUUUGGUUUUAACCAGCAUGCUAUGACAUUUCGGAAGCAUUGGCAGUCUUACUUACAAAGUGGACCACAAUCGUUCAGUCUGCAGGACCUACAUUUCCCAGCAGCAUGGCCACUGCCGCAUGGCCUGAGGAGGAGUUUGUGUGCUCUGUCUGUCUGGAGACGCUACGUGACCCUGCCACGCUGCCCUGUGGUCACACCUACUGCCUGCCCUGCAUCCAGGAGCACUGGGACCGGAAUGAGGCCAAGGGUCAGUUUAACUGCCCCCAGUGUAGGCAGGUCUUCACCCCACGACCCUCUCUUGCCAAGAGCACAGUGCUCGUGGAGGCCAUGGAGAAGCUGAGAAUAAAGGGCAUCCAGGAGUAUCCCUACCUCUCCAUCUCGUCUGCCCCACCCUCCAUGCCGAUCUAUCUGGCGGGGUGUGCGGACACAGGCCUUCGCCAAGGGGAGAUGUACCCCCAGCUGCCCGUCGUCAGCCCCAGGCUUUGCCCUCAACACCAGCGGCCCCUAGAGCUCUACUGCCAUGACGAUAAGGAGUGUGUGUGUGACGAGUGUUGUCGUCAUGGACACAAGGGCCACCGUGUGGUUAAGCCAGAAGAGGAGAGGAAGGAGAAACGGGUAAAGAACCAUGACUGUGUUGUUUUUUCUUGCCACAACUAUUUUAUUUGAUUAUAACAGCUUUAUUAGAAUUUUAGAAAACAUUGGGUGCUUGAGAGAAUCCUGUGUUUCUGUAUACUGUGUCCCUAUGUGCAGAGGGAGCUAGUUCCGAUGCAGGCCGAGAUACAGAGGAGGAUCCAAGAGAUGGAGAACGAGCUCAAGGAGUUCCCACAAGCUGCCCAGCUCCACAAAGUAAGGAAACCCCACAUCAAUGGCAAAUAUGUUGUUAGCCCCCUCUUUCACUUCCUCGUCUCUACCCCUCUAUUCAUCCCUCCAUUUUUGCUUUGCUUCUCUCCAUGUCUGUGUCCUCUCUAUCUUCUCAGAGGUCAGUCCAGGCCCUACAGAAGGAGGGUGUGGAGCUCUUCUCUGAGCUGGUGAAGAGUGUGGAGCUGAUGGGUACCCAGGUCGGGGAGUUGCUUUGUGCCCAUGAGGCAUCCAUGGGCAGUCGAACCGAGGGCCACCUCCACGAGCUGGAGCAGGAGCUGGCCCAGCUCCGCAGGAAAGACCAAGAACUCAGCCGACUGGCCAGAAUGCAGGACCACAUCUGCUUCUUAAAGGUACAGGGAAAAGAUAAUGGGAUUGAGAUGAUAACAGUUUAAUUCGGACAAGUGUCAAUGACCAUCCUCACCACCAGGUGUUAUUGUCUUCAUCUAUUGUCCUCCACAGAAUUUCUUCACCCUGGAGCCCAUCACACAGAAUGGGAGCAGAGAGGGGGUAGGGCUGGGUGAGGAGGCCCUUGUGUCUGAGAUUCAAGCCGUGAUGGGAGAGCUAAGAGAUGGACUACAGGAACUCUGUAAAUCCAGCAUGGCCAAGAUCUUCAGAACUGGUGAGUCUAUCGGCAUUUUCAAUGGCCUAAAACAUAUACAGGGAGAUUAGGAUCUGUUUUACUAUUUUCCCUUUUGAUUGUGCUGGUUCUGUUGAGAUUGCUCAAUGGUUUAGCAGUAUAUAUGGAUCUAAAUAUUACUGAGCCUGUUUUCUUGCUUGUAGUGAAUGAUGCCAGUCUUAGUCCGUCUCAAAUGUUCAGUGGUCAAGCUGCAGGGAACGGAGCAUCUACUGACAACAACCAGGUGGCUUCACAAAACGCAGGUAAGCAUCUACAAGUCAUGUUAAAAUAAAAAUAAAACACAAAGGUGCGUUUUCUAUCAGAAUGUUAGUCUUUUCUUUCUUCUCAUUCAUCUCUGCAGCAUCCAAGGUGCCAUCAAACCCUCAACUUAACACAGGUUAAUGUUUAAUUCAGCCUUUGUAUGAGAAGAUUAUCAAGUACAUCAACCUUUAAUAACAGACUAAAGAUGCUUUCCCCUUAUUGCAUUUUAGUAUGUGAAAUAACAUCAAACCCUUCACCUCUACCUCCACCUAUCCAAUUAAACUCAACUCCACGAUUUACGAUGGAGUUGCGCGGCGACUAGUGUUGGCGGACUGGAGUUUACGACGUCACAUAUAAUGACGUUUUUAUAAAAACCUACUGAUUUCAGCAACCAAAGAAUAGCCCGCAAUUACACACAUUGGUCUGUGUAAUUGCGGGCUAUUCUUUAGUACUGAAGUCAGUAAUUUUUGAUAACUUAAUUUUAUGUGACGUUGGAGCUCCAGUCCGCUCAUGCUCAACUCAAUCGUAAAUCGUUGAGUUUAGUCGGCUACCUCAAGGUAAAUGCAUUGAGAGUGGUCUGAAAAUAGUUCAAUACAGUUUCAGAAUAACCGUAAAAACAGCUUUCUUAUUUUCUCACCUCUAUUGAUUUGCUUUAGUAAAUGAGGUGACAUCAACAAACUCUCUACCUCAACCUCCAUUACCUCCAACUGGACCUCAAGGUAUAUGAACAGCGGUCUGAGGAUUUUUCAGUGUAGUUCCAAAGUUGGCAUUAUAAUGCCAAUAAAAUGGUUUAUUUUCUCUCACAACAUUUAGUGAAACAGGUGACCACUGUUGGUUUGGCAAACCCAGAGCUGAAAACAAGAGAAGAAAUGCUCAAAUGUGAGUACCUGUUUUACUGCUUUUCACCCUUUAAAGAGAUACAGAAAUGUAGUCAUAAGCAGCAUUGAAGCGUCUUCAGACAAUUGGACACUUGAACAAAAAAGUGAGUGUGGACUACAAAGGAAGACAAUAGCAUCGCCUGUCUUUCCUGUCUUUCUCCAUGUAGUUCACUUUAAUCCGACAUUUGACCCCAACACUGCGUACCACCACCUGAAACUGGCUGAUGGGGAUCGUAAAGCCACUCUGAAGGCAGAGAAGCAGAAUCAGCCGGAGCACCCCGACCGUUUCAUCUACUGGAGACAGAUACUGUGCAGGGAGCCCCUGGCUGGAAGCCCCUACUACUGGGAGACAGAGUGGACGGGCCAGAAGGUGGGUUAUUACUGCCAUAGAAAUAUAAUUACUAGAAGGGACAAAGCGUCUCAGGCUACGACCACAUUUGACUGGAACACUCAUGGGUACACAACAGUGGAGGCUGCUGAGGGGAGGACGGCUCCUAAUAAUGGUUGGAAUGGAGUCAAUUGAAUGGUUAUCAACCACAUGGAAACCACGUGUUUGAUACCAUUCCAUUGGCUCCAUUUCAGCCAUUAUUAUGAGCCGUCCUCCCUUCAGCAGCCUCCACUGGUACACACUCAAUAUAAUUAUAUUUCUAUGGUUGCUCCCUCAUCAUUAAGAUCACGUCAACUUAUGUUAUGUUCUUGAGAUGCCCUUGAUUUAAAUCUGUCAUCAAUUGACUAGUAUUCACUAUUUUGGCUAUGAGUAUUUUACUUGGUGAUGGUUGUUAUUGUUUGUCACUCAGAUCACUAUCGGCGUGGCCUACAGAGACUUGGACAGGAAGGAGGCUGACGACAGCAGCAGGCUGGGCUACAACAAGCAGUCUUGGAGCCUGAACUGGUCUGGGAAGGGCUUUUCCAUGUGGCACGCUGGGAAGGAGACCCAGCUAGGCUCAACCAAGGCUCGCAGGCUGGGGGUGUACAUGGACCAACAUGAAGGAGUACUGGCCUUCUACAGGAUCUCCAACAACCAGGCCCAUCUCAUCCACUCCCUCCAGACAGUCUUUACUGGCCCCCUCUAUCCCGGGUUCCGCUUCUGGUCAGGGGUUGGGACGUCUGUGACCCUAUGUCAACUGGACUAGGUUGGCAUCUGGUAGUUCAGAUCCAUUCUGGAAGCCAUGAGAAGGAUGUCAGCAAUGACAGUACAGUGCUCAGAGCUCAACAACAGUUUAUAUAACUGAUAGGAAAGUUCCAGUAUUAGAUGCUGAUUUGCUGAUAGCGUGUUGCAGCCAUAUCUCAGCUGCUGUCCUAUUACCAUGUGCCCUUUUGGCUUGUAAGAAUUAUAUUCAAAUGCAUGAUAAAUAAAUAAGAAAUGAGCAUAAACAAA